Paramecium tetraurelia is the source of this 780-nucleotide messenger RNA. RefSeq lists its product as uncharacterized. The transcript is spliced from 4 exons. The record is from RefSeq and is a predicted model, not a curated record. NCBI's taxonomy places the organism in Eukaryota, Ciliophora, Oligohymenophorea, Peniculida, Parameciidae.
AUGUCAAAAAUCGAUCCACUGCUGAAGCUUAGAUAAAAACAACAACGAGAGAUGCAGCAUCUCAUAGAAUAUGAAAAAUAAUUAAGAGAUAAGGAAAUUAGAAAUUCACAACUGCUAUUGAAAAAAAAAGAAAAGUUCUAAGACAUAUCUAUGAAGCAAUUGAAAUUCAAAGAAGAUUUAAAAUAAAAGGCUGAGCAAAAGAGAAUUGAAUUUGAAAGGAAUUUAAGUCAAGCAAGAUUGAUUGAAUAAGAAUAAUUGAAACAAUCACAAUUUCAUGUUAAUAAAACAAUUGAAAUGGUAACUAAAUUUGAAAAUGAAUACCAAAAAGAACAAUUAGAUUUUUUAAAUCAAAAAAAAUCGGAGCACAACCAUUAAAUUGAGUACGUUUUGGAAAAUAAGAAAAAAAUAGAAAACAGAAAAUUGAAAGAGUUAAGUCAAUCUUUAGAUGCAAAAUUCAAAUCCUCUUAAGAAUUAUAAGACAAUUUGAAUAAGCAAUUAAGUGACAGAUAGAAAUAGGAAUAAUAAAAAUUACAAACUUAUUUUAAGUAGGUUGAAGAAUAACAAUAAAAUCUAUAAAAAGAAAGAAUGAAAAAAGGAGAAAUGUUUGAAGAAAAACUAGAUAAAGUAGAAAAAUUAAAAUAAGAGAAAGAAAAAGAAUUGAAAGAAAGACAAAGACUUCGAUUAGAGGCUGAAAAAUAAAAAGAAAUGUUAUCUAAGGAAUUUUAAGAAGAAAUUGUGAAAAUGUAAAAGUCUAAUUUUCGCAAACAGUUGCUAAGUUGA